This is a messenger RNA of Penicillium diatomitis, 2466 nucleotides long. RefSeq names its product NIF domain protein. The record is from RefSeq and is a predicted model, not a curated record. The transcript is spliced from 2 exons. Bases 1 to 2466 code for a protein of 821 amino acids. Gene Ontology annotation, molecular function: phosphoprotein phosphatase activity. Lineage: Eukaryota; Fungi; Ascomycota; Eurotiomycetes; Eurotiales; Aspergillaceae.
AUGGCCAUGGCGGUCUGGAUCUUCACGAGCUUCGUCGAAGUGGCGUACCCAGAGGAAGACACGCGCAAGAGGCAGAAGCUCGCGCAUGCGCCCUCGGAGCUAAGACCAGACUCCCAGUCCUCGCACAAUGCAUAUGCCCCGGGUUUUAUAGCGGGAGGCAUGGGCAGUGGCAGGCAAGAUCAGGACUCACCGAUUUAUAGUCAGGCCCAAGCCAUAAAUGCCCUUCCCUUGCCAGGAUUAGGCCAGCUAUCGGAGCAAGAAAGGCAUCAGAGCUACUCCACAGCCCCGCAGUCGCAGCCGGGGACUGAAAUUGAAACCAGUCAGGCAAAUCCGAUUCCGUCUUCUGCGUCGAAUGCGAAUUGGCACAAUCAAUUUACCGCCAACGGUACCUUUACUCAAAAUAGUUUGUACAAUAAUCUCUCCUUUGGCCAGACAGCGCAACUGUCGGGGCGAGUGUCGAAUCAGGCCCCACCCGCUCUCCCACCAAACACCAUCCAUGUCCCAUCGUGGAGUACAAUGCAAACGACUGGCCAAGGAACACCUACCUGGCCAACGCUAAAUCAGCUCUCAUUCUUCCCCUCUGGAUUUUCGACUCCGUCGACCACAGGACACGUGCCAUUCUUGCAAACCAUGCCGCCAUUCAACCCGAUGUUGCCGGUCCAAACGCAGAGUAUGAGCACAUUCGCAGGUCCAUCAGCCCCGGUCUCAAACGAUGAUCAGAUACGAAGAGCUCGGUCAUUGACUCCACCCAUGAAAGUGCCAUCGCCUUCCAAAACAUACCUGACUCAGGCGUCAAAGCCCCCAAGGAAAAGUCCCACCAAGCGGCCUUUGCUAGUCAUCCUUGAUUUGAACGGUACUUUGAUCUAUCGAAAACAUCGCAGACUCCCGCCAGUCUUUGCCCGCCGCCACGGUCUUGAUGAGUUCUUGGAUAUUCUGACAAGCCAAUACGCGGUCAUGAUCUGGACGAGUUCCAAGCCGCCCACUCUACAUGCCAUUUGUGACCAGCUCUUCACGCCUGAGAAACGCAGGAAACUGGUGGCGCUGUGGGGUCGUGAUAAAUUCGGCCUAAGCUACAAACAGUACAACUCCAAACUGCAGGUCUACAAGGAGCUUAGAAAGGUUUGGGCGAGUCCUGAGAUUCGAGCUACCUUUCCGGACAAGAACGGAACGACCUCUCAACCCAACAAGAAUGGAAGGAAGCUGAACAAAAAGCAGAAGAAGACUCUCAUGCAGACUCAGGCUCAAGCUCAAGCCAACGCCCCCGUCCCUGGUCAUCGAUGGGACCAAUCGAAUACCGUCCUGAUCGAUGACAGCAGAUUGAAAGCGCUCAGCGAGCCAUACAACAUCCUUGAGAUUCCGGAAUUCACCAAUGAUUCCGAAGUCGAUGAGACAGAUUUGUUCAAAAAGGUUCUCGAUAAGCUUGACGCUUUGUCACACUACGACGAUGUCAGCAAAGUUCUGCGGUCAUGGAACGAGCGUGUGGAUGCCGGCGAGGCCGCGAUCCUAGAUCUUGAGAUUGAGGAUUCCAACGAAGGUCGAGACUCAAACUCAGAUCAUGAUCACGAGGAAGAUGGCGGCACAAGCCUCAAGACCGGCCAGGACCAUGGCUCUGCCGCUCAACCUGAGCUGCGGCCUGAGCCCAUUCAAGAUUCCACCGGGGCCAAACGAGGUCGAACUGAUCUUCCCGCAGAUGACGAAGCCUCGCGGCGCGAAAGAGCACGCGCUAAGAGACAGCGUGCAAAAAUUCGCAAGCAGGAGAGAAAGGCCGCGGAGGCUGCAGAGGCUGCCGGCGCGACUGCGGUUUCCAACGACGGCAUGACUACAUCAACUCCGAGUAAUCAAUUUGGUAAUAAGGGUUCCAAACGCUCUGCUCGUUCCGCGCAGUACCCUGAACCAUCUCGCACGGCAACCCCUCAUACAAAGCCGCCUUCUACCGCUGCGGCACCAAUCACCGCUCCAAACCAGAAGGUCAAGCUAAACAAAAAGGCCAAGGCCCGUCUGGCCCAGCAAGAAGCUGCUGCUGCUGCUGCUGCUGCAAAGCAGAAACAUGACCCGAAGGCGCACGUUGAAGUCCCCAGCAACUCAGCCUCGAAACGCAACAAAAAGCGGAAUGCCAGCAUACAAGCUCAAUCUCAAGACUCACACUCAUCCGAGCCCUCCGCUCAGCGGGAUAAUCAACCGAGCUCAACUGUCCCACCUGCCAACAACAGAUCCACGACUCAAUCUGACGGGAUUGCAUCCCCCAAGUGUAGACGAACCCCAGAGGAGACCUCUGCAUCCGAACCACACCCCACCACCACCACAGCUACCACUCUGUCAAACACCACUCCCAAGCCCCAUGCUCGUCGUCCCGUUUCACCAGUCACAGAUGACGAAUCCGUCCCCGGCUCUCCAAACGGGUCCACAGUGUCGAGAAACUCGCUCCUGGACCGAUUAGAAGAGGGUCUCGGGAUCUGGAAAAAGUGA